AGGUGACUGCCUUCCCCUGGCAACGGCUUGUUCCUAGCAACAGGGCUGCGGGUCCAGGUGGAGCUGCCGGUGGGCAGGAGGCCACUGCCAUGAAUCCGUCAGGAAACCUUGGGGUCAUAGAGCAGAAUGGCGAAGAACACUUGGUCACCACGAUUCACGGGCCCUCGGUGCAUUCGGAUAACCCGCAGGAGCGCAUCCAAGCUCGGCGACUGCGCAUUGCUGCCAGACAGGAAGCCCGGAGGCGGGAGGCCCUUGGAGAGUAUCUGGACGGAAAGAAGGAGAGUGUGGAAGACCAAAGCAGAAGCUACAAACAGAAAGAGGAGAGCAGACUGAAAUUGACUAAACUCCUACUCUGUGGUACUGAGUUGGUGACAAAUAUCCAGGUGGCUACAGACAUCAGAGAGAUCCAUAGGAGAGUCGAAGAAGAGGAGAUGAAGCGUCAGCGACUCGAGAAGCUGGAGAAUGAAGUUAAGACCAGCCAGGACAAAUUUGACGAAAUCACGGCCAAGUGGGAGGAAGGCAGACAAAAGCGGAUUCCCCAGGAACUGUGGGAAAUGCUCAACACCCAGCAGGUGCACUGUGCUGGCCUCAUAGAAGACAAGAACAAGCUGAUCAGCGAGCUGCAACAGGAGUUGAAAAUAAAAGAUGACCAGUACGUCAAGGACUUGAAGAAACAGUCGGACGACAUCAGCCUGCUUUUAGAGAGGAUGGAGGAGCAAGUGAAGAAUGUGAUGAAGAACUUCCGGCAGGAGCUCAUCCACAUCGAGAAAGCCUUUGAGUUAGAACGACAAGAGCUGCUGUCCAGUAAUAAGAAGAAAUGGGAGCGAGCGCUGCAGGGUCACAAUGCCAAGGAGCUGGAGUACCUCAUCAACCGCAUGAAGAAGGUGGAGGACUACGAGAAGCAGCUCAACAAGCAGCGGGUCUGGGAUUGUGAAGAAUACAACACGAUUAAGAUCAAGCUAGAGCGGGAUGUGCAGAUUCUUGAGCAACAGCUUCAGCAGAUAAAAGCAACUUACCAGCUAAACCAAGAGAAGCUAGAGUACAACUUCCAAGUGCUGAAGAAGAGAGAUGAAGAGAGCACCGUAAUCAAAUCCCAGCAGAAGAGGAAACUCAAUCGCAUGCACGACAUUCUUAACAACCUGAGAGCUAAAUACGCCAAGCAGAUAAGACAGUUUCAAGAGGAGAACCAGUCCCUGACCUCCGACUACAAACGCCUCGUGGGGCAGUUCAAGGAGCUACAGAAAGCUAUGAGACACUUCACCAUUAUUGAUGCCGAGAAGUUUAGGGAGAUUUGGCUGAUGAAUGAAGAAGAGGCGAAGGCGCUAGCCCAGAGAGCAUUUGACGUGGACAGCAUUAUCAAUGCCCAGCACCUGGGGCUGCCCUGGAAGAUGCCUGAUUUCUGGUUCCUGAAGAAUGUGGGGCCAAUUUCCAUGCAGCAGCAGAAGUCAGCCACACAAAUACUAGAAGAACUGCUGCUGCAGACAGAAGGGGAAACAGAAGAGGCUUCUGAAGACGAUUCUUACAUGGACCUACCCAAACAAGUUUCAGCAAAAACUACCAAAAAGAUCUUGAUGCUCCUGUGUGACGAGUCGGGUUUCCUCAUAGAGAGCAAACUGCUGAGCCUGCUCCUCCCCCUGGAGAAGAGUGAAUGCUAUCUGCUGAGGUUGGAUGCCAUCUUCUCUGCCCUGGGAAUUGAAAGUGAGGAUGACCUGUACAAGCUGGUGAACUUCUUCCUUCGAUACCGAUCCCAUCGUUUAUCCUCUGCCCAGUACAGCACCUCCAUUCACACAGAGCGCACAAGCCUGCUGUCAGCGAUAGAUCGUCUGAGCUUGCUGUCCCAGGUGGAUAGGAGGAGCGUGGUGUCUAAAUCGGAGGUGGAGUCCAUAGAGCAGGAGGCCCUGCAGGGAGGCGACAAGGAGAGCCUUGUGGACAAGGAGUUGAGAGAUGAGGGCCUAUCUUCUCCAAUGCUCAUCCACCCCAAUGACGUCCUCAAGAUUCUGGAGGCCUUUGUCAUGGGGCUGAAUAAAUCCAAGGACAUGCGGCCAGUACUGAGAGUGAAGAAAGAUAUUCGAGAUAAUUCAAAGGACACCGAGUAUUGGGCAUCCCUGGCCAUGGUUAUCCCUCCCUCCAAGCAGAACCUCUGGGACGCGCUGUACAAGGCCUUGGAGAAAUAUUACCUCGUGCUGACCCAGAGGGCCAAGCUGCUGAUGGAGAAUGACUCUUUGGAGCAGCAGAAUGCCGAGAUGCAGUCCUUGCUACAGCAGUACCUCCAUGCCAAGGUCAAUUCAGAACUUCAGAUUCCUCCAACCCAAAGCUUCCGGAUGCCCACAAAAUAGAGAUGUAUCUACAAGGCUUGGUGUCAGAGUCCGCACCGCUCAGCGGAGAGCCUGGGCCCACUCUGGGUUUUCCAGAACUGUGUCUGUCUGCCAAAAUAAGGCAGCGAUGGUCCCCACAGUUCUAAUAAAGUCUUUGAAAGAUA
Phodopus roborovskii (desert hamster) is the source of this 2479-nucleotide messenger RNA. It is a transcript of the gene Drc1, whose product is annotated as dynein regulatory complex subunit 1. Gene Ontology annotation, cellular component: axonemal dynein complex; axoneme. Lineage: Eukaryota; Metazoa; Chordata; Mammalia; Rodentia; Cricetidae. Gene Ontology annotation, biological process: regulation of cilium movement; axonemal dynein complex assembly; cilium-dependent cell motility. The transcript has 17 exons. The record is from RefSeq and is a predicted model, not a curated record. Bases 90 to 2336 code for a protein of 748 amino acids.